CUGUACAACAAAACACGAAACCCCACCUCUGUGACUUGUCUAGUUUACACAUCAUUAUUAAUAUAACUAAAGGCUCUCACACCUACCAUCUCAUGCGCUUUACCAAACAAUUGAGACCUCCCAAGUAACCAGAGUCAUCUCACAAUCCGGAAAGACUCCGGGAAAGAGGGAGAGAUAGACAUGGCCGGAGCUUACGAUGCCAACUUACCGGCGGUUCCUGAUUGGCUCAACAAAGGAGACAACGCGUGGCAGCUCACGUCAGCGACUCUGGUCGGUCUACAAAGCAUGCCAGGUCUCGUCAUCCUCUACGCCUCUAUAGUCAAGAAGAAAUGGGCAGUGAACUCCGCUUUCAUGGCUCUUUACGCCUUCGCAGCCGUUCUCCUCUGUUGGGUCCUCCUCUGUUACAAAAUGGCUUUCGGAGAUGAGCUUCUGCCUUUCUGGGGUAGAGGUGGUCCCGCCUUCAACCAAGGAUACCUCAAAGGACAAGCCAAGAUUCCAGAAACUGUUAGGAUGUUUGGGAACGGGACUAAGGAGAGAGAAGCGACGAUGCCUUAUUUUCCGAUGGCGACUUUGGUUUAUUUUCAGUUUACUUUUGCGGCGAUAACGACUAUACUUGUGGCUGGAUCAGUGUUGGGGAGGAUGAAUAUUAAAGCGUGGAUGGCUUUUGUGCCAUUGUGGUUGAUAUUUAGCUACACGGUGGGAGCUUAUAGUCUAUGGGGUGGAGGGUUUCUUUACCAUUGGGGAGUCAUUGAUUACUCCGGUGGAUAUGUUAUUCAUCUCUCCUCUGGCGUUGCCGGUUUUGUUGCCGCUUACUGGGUUGGACCCAGGCCUCAGGCUGACAGAGAAAGAUUUCCACCGAACAAUGUUCUUUUAAUGCUUGCCGGAGCUGGGCUUCUAUGGAUGGGGUGGUCCGGUUUUAACGGUGGAGCUCCUUACGCCGCCAACUUAACCUCCUCAAUCGCGGUGCUCAACACCAACCUCUCGGCUGCCACAAGCCUCCUCGUAUGGACCACACUCGAUGUUAUUUUCUUUGGCAAACCAUCAGUCAUCGGAGCCAUUCAAGGCAUGGUUACUGGUCUAGCCGGUGUCACUCCCGGAGCAGGGUUGAUCCAAACAUGGGCGGCCAUAAUAAUUGGAAUAUUCUCAGGAUCAAUUCCAUGGGCAUCUAUGAUGAUCCUUCACAAGAAAUCUACUCUCCUCCAACAGGUAGAUGAUACAUUAGCAGUAUUCUACACCCACGCAGUAGCGGGAAUACUAGGUGGAGUAAUGACAGGCUUGUUCGCACAUCCUGAUCUCUGCGUCUUGAUACUUCCUGUCCCAAACACCAACGGCGCUUUCUACGGCGGCAAUGGCGGCAAACAGCUUCUGAAACAGUUGGCUGGAGCUGCCUUCAUUGCUACAUGGAACCUAGUGUCGACGACUCUCAUACUCCUUGCUAUAAGGAUGUUCAUACCGUUGAGAAUGGCUGAGGAAGAGCUUGGGAUUGGAGACGACGCUGCUCAUGGAGAAGAAGCUUAUGCUCUUUGGGGAGAUGGAGAGAAGUUCGAUGCCACGAGGCAUGCAACGCAGAUGCAACAGUUUGAAAGAGAUCAAGAAGCUGCUCAUCCUUCUUAUGUACAUGGUGCUAGAGGUGUCACUAUUGUUUUAUAAAAAAUCACGUUUAUGUGUUUCUCUUCUUUUUCAUUGGUGAUGUAGAGUUAUGUGUUUUGCCUAUAAUCACUUCAGUUUUUAAUCUUUCUGAUGUAAUUGCAGUUUAACAACCAUUUGUGAUUUUGUAGAAAUAGUCAUUUAGUUUUCGAAUUGUUUGUAGUGAAUAAAUUUUCUUAAAUUUUAUUGGUGUCAAGUUCUUAAUCUGUAGUAAGAAUAAAGCGGCG
Messenger RNA from Eruca vesicaria subsp. sativa (arugula), 1874 nucleotides. The record is from the annotation of a GenBank genome assembly. Lineage: Eukaryota; Viridiplantae; Streptophyta; Magnoliopsida; Brassicales; Brassicaceae.